Molecule: messenger RNA, 2405 nt
Organism: Trematomus bernacchii (emerald rockcod)
Lineage: Eukaryota; Metazoa; Chordata; Actinopteri; Perciformes; Nototheniidae
Product: outer dense fiber protein 2-like
Exons: 18
Coding region: 82-2298 (738 amino acids)
Biological process (GO): regulation of cilium assembly
Cellular component (GO): centrosome
Source: RefSeq, a predicted model, not a curated record
GCUGCUGCUGGUGCCCCCUUCCUCCUCUCCGGCAGCAGCACACGCCUCACCGGGCUGGUAUGCAGCAGGAUAAACCAGAAAAUGAAAACACGGGAUUCACCACCGCCGCCGGUCCACGUCCAUGUACCGGAGACCACACCUGUACAUGUUCAUAUGAGGAGGAGUCCCUGCAGGACCCCUCAGAUGAAAGCAAAAGACACCCAGGUGAGGGGAGAUGGCGGGCGGCCAAAGGUCCGUAUGCCGUGGAUUCCUCCAGGAAUCCUGUCCUGCAGACAGAGAAGCAGAGUAGAGCAUCGAUCGGGAAGUGGAAUCGGACAUCAGUGGGAUGAAGAGGAGCAGGAAGAAGAACUCGCCGGAGUAUCCAAACAUCUCACUGUCCUCCUCAGAGAGCAAGACAGCAUCCGCCAGUUAAAGAAGUCUGAUUCCAGAAGUCAACACAGAGAGACCGACGAGCUCCUGAGGGCGCUUGUAGAGGCAGAAAUCGACGGUGUAGCAGUAGCCAAUCAGCUGACAGCCCUGAAGGACACUAUCGACAGCCUCGCUAAGGACAAGAGGCUGUCAAAGUUGCACGCAUCUUCACUGGCACGGCAGCAGGACUUGUUGCUAGAAAAGAUUGAGAUGUUUGACCACACGAAUCACAGCCUGCGAGAGCUCCUCAGAGACUGGGGUGAAUAUGAGAGAGAAUCCUUGGAGUGGAUACAACAGAAAGAUGCCAUAAAGACGAGAUUGACUGCCAGUGAAGCAGAGAACAUUCGACUUUUGACAAAACUCACCAACAAAGAGAAUGAGGCUUCGAAGCUCGCUGAGCAUUUGAACUUCGAAAAGGAAAACGUGAAGCAGACGGAGGAGCUUUCAAGAAUCCUGCGGUCAAGCCACGGCCAUCUAGAAUCAGAGCUGAGCAGAGCAGAAGCGGAAAAGAUCCAUCUGGAUGCUCAGAUUCAGAGGAUGCAGCAGAGCCAGGAGCUGCAGCAGGAGGAGCGGCACACUCUGCAGGGGGAGCUGCAGACCCUGAGGCAGCGGAAAGACGAGGAGCAGGAGGAGCAGGAGCGGCAGGACCAGGAGGAGCUGACCCUGCUGACCCAGAAGGCCGAGCGAGCGGAGGAGAACACCAGGCAGCUCGCAGAGAAAGUGCAGGAGAAGGAAUCCCAGUUGGCCCAGGCUCUGUCCACAUCCAGGGACUGGAGCCUCCGCUGCUCCAGAGAGGCCGCCGCUAAAGCCCAGCUGGAGGAGCACGUCUCUGCUCUCAGAUUUCAGGUGACGGAGCUGAGCUCUCAGCGUCUCGCGGUGGAGGUGGGGAGUCGGGCGGAGGAGGAGGAGUUCAGGGAGAAGCUUCAUCAUCUCAGUGCUGAAAACACCUCCAUCAAUGUGGACAACCAAAGACUCAAGGGUCACUUGACAUCCGCUGAGGAGAAGCUCGGAGCGCUGCAGUCUGAAGCCCGUCGGAUGAAGUUGUCAAUUAAAAAGCAGGAACAACUGGUAGAGAAAUACAAGAAGAAGGUCCAGCAGGUGCGUCUGGAGUCGGAGGAGAACCUCCUGAAGCUGGAGACGACCCAGAGGGAGGCGCGGGAGGUGAAGCUGAGCCUGGAGAGGGGGACGGAGCAGGUGAGGAGGGGGCUGCUGGGCCGGCUCAGAGAGAUGGAGGCGCUGCCCGACAGACUGCGCAGGGCGGAGCAGCAGCUCAGAGACGCCCAGCAGGAGGCAGAGGACCACCAGCGGAAGAACGUGGAGCACAACUCCGCCCUCUCUGAGGUCAGACACAAGGUGGAACAGCAAGGCACUCAACUGGAGAUGUUGCAGCAGAGGAACCUGCUGCUGCAGGAGGAGAACAACGUCCUCAAAGAAAAAACUCACAACUUUGAGAGGAGGCUGGAGGACUUGACGGUAGAAAACCAAGAGAUGUCUGAGGCUCUGCCAUCAAAGGAGGCCAGUCUUCGCAGCGUUCAGCAGCAGCUGGAGGAGAAGAGCCACGAGGUCAGCUUCCUGUCCCGACAGCUGCAGACAACUCUGGACGACGCACAGAGACAGGUGGACGCCAGCAUGCAGAAGGUUUUGGUCAAAGAGAGAGCGUCUCAGUCUAAAGCUUUGGACCUGCAGAGCCAGCUGAGCCGAGCCAAAACAGAGCAGAGUCAGCUGCAGCGGAGCAAGGAGGAGAUGGAGCGUCGUUUCCAGAGUCAGCAGCAGAACAUGAAGGACAGACUGGAGCAGUCCGACUCUACUAACCGCAGUCUGCAGAACUAUGUACAUUUUCUCAAAACCUCAUAUGGGAACGUGUUCGGUGACUCUUUACUUACAAGCUGACCAGCAUUCAUCCAUUCCCAAAGCAUUGCAGUAUAUAUAAGUGACAUUUUUUUUUACUUAAGAGUUUUAUAGUAUCAAUUAAAUGAAUUAAAUGUUUUUAAACAUCA